This is a messenger RNA of Closterium sp. Naga37s-1, 2082 nucleotides long. Lineage: Eukaryota; Viridiplantae; Streptophyta; Zygnematophyceae; Desmidiales; Closteriaceae. The record is from the annotation of a GenBank genome assembly.
AUGAGGACUGCUCUCUCCGCGUGGCUGACGGGCAGCACAGCACCUCCGGAUGGCCAAGCAGGCCAUUCUAAUCGGCCCAAUUCUGCUUAUAACGGGGAUGGCUCGCCCGCCGUGUCAGUGUCGUGGGAGGACUGGCAGCGCGCGUACGAGCAGGCGCGAGGCGCGGAGGGCAGACAGCAGCAGGAGGGGCAUGUGAGAGGCGCGGAGAACAGACAGCGGGACGAGUGUGCGAAAGGAUUGGGUGUUGGAAACGGCAGAUGCGAGCAGAGCAAAGGCAGUGACAAUGGCAGUGGGCGAGGGGAGGGCUGGCAGCGCGUGUGGGACCAUGCGAAAAGCGUGGAGGGCAGAAAGCAGGAGGGGCAUGGACAGGGCACGGCGCAGGGCAGCGGGGAGAGGGACGAGUGGGGUUGGGUGGGGGGGUUUGCAACGCGGCAUGGAGAGGGUGGAGGAACGGAGGGGCAGGCACAGGUGGUGGGGAAAGGGCGAGACGUGGGUGGUAUGCAGGGGCAGGGGCAGGGAGUGGUUGUGUGUGAGGGCGGGUGGGAGUGGCUGCAUCGCCCCUCUGCCCCGCCUGUGUGGGAGAUGACUGGUGCUGUGGCGCAGCCUGUGUCUCAGCCUGAGGCACGCAGUGUAAGCACUGGUUACCAGGAAGCACAGGCAGGUGUUGAAGGAGGUGCAGAGGGGUGGAGGAGAACUGGCAUGGGUACAGGAGGGGCUGUAGGUAGGGUUGAGAGGAUGGGAGGGGAAGGGGAAGGAGACAGUGCAGUGAUUGGAGGGAGUGCAGGUGUUGGGGAUGCUGGAGGUGGGAGGAGGGGAGGAGGGAGGGGCGUGGUUGGGGCGGUGAGGGAGUGUGUGUCGCUGGAUUGGGUGCCGGAGAGGCUUCUAGUGAAGUUCCAGCAGAGAGUGGGGAUGUACCGACUCGGAUUCAACUUUCAGUUCCGCCAUUCCCACCACGACCUACCAGUCAACCCCUCUGUCCUCGCAACCCCGGUCUCUCUAGCCGUCUCUGCAUCGCCUAUCCACACUCUCACCAGCGCCACAGGCUUGAGGGAGAGCCGGCCCCUUAUAACCGUCGGUCCCUAUCAGGCCUACCCCGCAGACAUCAGGAUCGUUGUCAAGCCAUCUGCUCCCUCUCCACCUUCCAAAGCCGCCUCAAAGCGCCCGGCACCCUCCACUGCCAGCCUGGCUACCAGGCUCGCGGGCAUGGUGACCCGUGUUGCCUGGGCGGCGGUGGGAGGGGGCAAGGUGCAGGUGAUGCCUGUGGCGGGCACGGUGCAGGUGGCAUCUGGACGGGUGGGCCUGCUGGGACUGGCUGAUGCUAGGGUGACGGGUUGGAAACGUGCUGGAAGUUGGUUCCAAGGGUCCGCUGUAUGGCAAACUGCCUGGCACCUACCAAUACCAGCCCAGCUGCCAGGCUUGCAAGCAUGGUGCAUCGCCCUGGGCGGCGGUGGGAGGGGGCGAGGUGCAGGUGAUGCCUGUGGCGGAUAUUGUGCAGGUGGCAUCUGGACGGGUGUGCCUGCUGGGACUGGCCUGCUGGGACUGGCCUGCUGGGACUGGUUGAUGCUAGGGUGGAGCAGCACUCGGCUCACACGGCCGCACAGCCAUUCCAGCAGCGCUCGUGGCAGAGAGACUCAACCUGGUGCGAGCAGGGGCGCUGGCUUAGCUGGUGGGAGCGACAUGAGCGGCUGUCAUGUGGAUACGAGCAGCGGCAUGAAUGUGCAUGGCAGUGGGAAUGGCACGGGUGGUAUGCGUGUGAGUACAGACGGUGAAGCCAGGGAAGGUGGUCUGUGGAGUGCAGGGAGGGGGGAGGUGGAGCAGCAGGGGGGUGGGGCAGCAGGGAGCGGUGGUGGUGUGGUGCAGGUGGCGAGGGCCAAGGCUGGCAUGGUGCAUCGGGUGAGUGGCAUGGUGCAUCGGGUGAGUGGCAUGGUGCAUCGGGUGAGUGGCAUGGUGCAUCGGGUGAGUGGCAUGGUGCAUCGGGUGAGUGGCAUGGUGCAUCGGGUGAGUGGCAUGGUGCAUCGGGUGAGUGGCAUGGUGCAUCGGGUGAGUGGCAUGGUGCAUUGGGUGAGUGGCACGGUGCCUUAG